This is a messenger RNA of Closterium sp. Naga37s-1, 2754 nucleotides long. NCBI's taxonomy places the organism in Eukaryota, Viridiplantae, Streptophyta, Zygnematophyceae, Desmidiales, Closteriaceae. The record is from the annotation of a GenBank genome assembly.
AUGCAACAACGCGCGUCCUCGUCGAGCGACGCGCGCGACCGAGCGACGUUCACAAACCGACUCGACGCCUCGGCAUCGCAUCGCGCUCUCGCAUUGCCAUCGUCGACCGCCAUAGCAGCAGCGCCCGACGCCAUGCACGCUGGCGCCGUGAGCGGUGCACGCACCAGCACCACCAGUCGGGGCGCGGCUAAUAGAAGCGACAGCGCGGGGACCCUCGCCGACGGAUCCGCCGCCCGGCCGCGAUUUGCGGGCCGGCGCCGGCAGCCGGGGACCACCCGGCCCGGUGGGCACUUGUUUAAAUCGCGGCGGCGGCGCGUGCUGCUGCUGUUCGUUGGCGCGAUCGCCGCUCUCACUGCCUUCAACGUGCUGCUGCUCCGCUCGCGCAAUUCCCUCAGAGCAGCGGAUAUCCGAAAUUACAUUAACGAGGAUUUGAGCGACGAGCCAGACGGGGAAGGCGCGGAUAACGAGGAGAGCGGUAGCGAGGACGGGCGGAGCGGCGACUCGUCGUCGUCGUGGUCGUGGCGGUGGUGGAGCGCGCUGAGCGGGACAGGCGGCGGGCAGCGGCGAGCGCGCGAGGUGAAGGCGUACAACAACUCGGACCCCGAGCCGGACGCGCGCAUCAGCGACGCGGACGACCAGUUCAUCGACGCCACGCUGCCCGUCGACGGCGCCCAGCCCGCCCGCACGCGCUCGCGGGACAAGGCGGGCGGGGCGGGCGGGGGUGGCGCGGGGGAAAGCGGGGCGCGCGUGCGGCUGGAGGACGUGCUGCGGUUCAACGUGAUGGGCGCGGGCAGACGGUGGGACCGCCGCGUGGGGUGCUCCAAGUUCAGAGCGAAACACAACGGUGCGGUGCGCUACCCCCAUGACCCCGCCACCCCCAUCACGCCCUGCAUCUCCCUUCCCCUAGCCCCCCUCCCCACCACACACCCACAGCCCCGCCAGCCACCCCAUCCAUUCCCCCCUCUCACCGUCGCACCUCCACCCCUCUUGCUGCCCACAGGUCUCUUUCACCCUCCUCUCCCCUCGUCUCCCCUCCUCUCCCUUCCUCUCCCCUCCUCUCCCCUCCUCUCCCCUCCUCUUCUCCCCUCUCCCCUCCUCUCCCCCUCUCUCCCCCCCUCUACCCUCCUCUCCCCUUUCCUCCCCUCCUCUCCCCUCCUCUCCCCUCCUCUCCUCCCCUCUCCCCUCCUCUCCCCUCCUCUCCCCUCCUCUCCCUCCCUCUCCCCCUCUCUCGCCCCCUCUCCCCUCCUCUCCCCUCCUCUCCCCUCCUCUCCCCCCCUCUCCCCCCCUCUCCCCUCCUCUCCCCUUUCCUCCCCUCCUCUCCCCUCCUCUCCCCUCGUCUCCCCCCCUCUCCCCUCCUCUCCCCUUUCCUCCCCUGCUCUCCCCUCGUCUCCCCUCGUCUCCCCUCGUCUCCCCUCGUCUCCCCUCGUCUCCCCUCGUCUCUCCGCCUCUCCCUGUGCCCUCUGCUUGCCGGGCAGCCAUUGGAUGCAUCAAGCAUUCCUACGCUCGCCACCAUUGCCGCACCUCGUGCUGCUAGCCGUCGCACACCCUGCAGUGCUGCCGCUACUCCCGGCGCUCGUGCGGUUGCUCAUCCAUGACUGGCGGCCCUCUGACUGGCAACCACCGUCGCCCAGUCUACAGGCGCCCAUCAACCCCGCGCACUGCCACCGCCUCAACCUGCCACACGUCACCGUGCGGGUGGAGAACAGCACGUGGGUGCACGAGACGAUCAUCGAGGGCGUGCAUGCGUGCCACCCCUGUGCGCUCUCCUGCGCCUUCACACGCGCUCGCCCCCUCGCCACGCACCCCGACGCGCUGCUCUUCGAGGGCGUGCUGCCACCCGCGCCCUCCAAGCCUGGCCACCCCCUGCACGUGUACAUGAACCUCGAGGCGCACCCCUGGGGGGAACCCGCACCGGGGGAUGGCGGGGAGGGGGAGAAGGGAGAGACGGGGAAGGAGGGAAAUGGGGGCGCAGCGGAUGGGGUGGGUGCGAGGGCGGGGGUGGAUGUGUUUGUGGGGUUCAGUGCAAACGCGACGGUGCAGGCAACGUAUGCGGGGCAUCUGUUCCACUGGGACCGCCAGCGCUAUAUUGCCGACAACAAACGCACUGACGUGCCAGUGUUCCACGCGGCGUCCAACUUUGUGGCGUGGAGGGACGCGGUGGUGAAGGCGCUCAUGAAGCACGUGCCCAUGCACUCCUUUGGCGCCUGCCGCUCCACCACCGCGCUCCACGGCACGGAGCUGCAGCUGUACCCGCACUGUGCGCACACGUACGGCGCACAGGAGCGGUGGCAGCACCACACGCACUGCGUGCAGUCGCACUACCUGUUCUCGCUGGCCAUAGAGAACACGCGUGCGCCCGGCUAUGUCACCGAGAAGUUCUUCUACCCGCUGGAAGCCGGCACAGUGCCCAUCUACAUCGGUGCGCCCGACAUAGCAGCGUUCGCCCCGCCCGACUCGUACAUUGACGCGUCGGGGCUGUCACCCGCGGAGCUGGGUGCCAUGGUGAAGCGCAUAGCAGCGGACCCCCUCGAGUACAUGGGCUACCACGCCUGGCGCAGCUCUUUCCUUGCACCAUUUGUUUUCCCACUCAAGACUGCGCCCCUCCCACUCACCCCCACCCUCAUCUUUUGGUCCAAUGUCCCCGGGGUGGCGGCAGCAGGUGUGGAGUGCAUGCUGACGCUGAUUUUCCGGGCCACAAGUGCAGCGGGCACAUUCGUGAAGCUGCAAGGAUGUGUGGUGGUGACAAUGAGGUAG